UGUGUCGUCUUCGUCCCGGCAGAAAUCUGAUAGAACUGUCGGUGCACAGCCGGAUAAAUUCGGUCAGAGCUUCGGGCACGAGCAAAGCCGCUAUCAGCACCCUAAAAAAAACGGAUCCGGGCUUCGUGCAGGAAUCCCCGGGUCCAUGACCUGAUCGGUACCGGCGGCGGGUCAGCUGCGGCUGAAGCAUUCGAGAUGCUCCGCGCUCUAUUCCGCUGCACAAUAUCACCGUCACCGAUACCGGUCUGGAGACUCAGCUAUGCUUUUCAGACGGAGAGCCAGGAUGUUGCGGUGGCUGGUUUUUGGCCGGGUGGGCACCGUUUGGAUCUGGAAGGCGCUGCUGCUCUUCGUUGCCAUCGCCUUCGCUGUCCAACUGUUGGGGGUCAUCUUCAACAAGAGCAGUGUGCAUCCAGCUGGCCACUCCAUCUUCCUGUCCUCUGAUGCUCAGGGGCCCUCCCUGGGCUUCUGUCAGCCCCACACCCACAUCAUGUUCCUUAAGACCCACAAGACAGCCAGCAGCACCGUGCUCAACAUGCUUUACCGCUUUGGGGAUGAGCGAAACCUCCGCUUUGCUCUCCCACUGGGCUACCAGUUCGGCUACCCACACCCUUUCAAUGCUCACAGGGUCAAAGGUUACCAAGGCCCCAGAGCCAUGGAGUUCCACAUCCUGGGCCAUCACAUGAGAUUUAAUAAGCCUGAGGUGGAGAAGGUGAUGCCUGCAGACACGUUCUACUUCUCCAUCAUCCGGGACCCGGCCAGUAUGGCUGAGUCCUCCUUUGCCUAUUAUAAAGAUGUAGCACCUGCCUUUAAGAAAGCCAAAAGCUUAGGCGACUUUGCUGACAACCCCUACAAAUAUUACGACUCUCGGGUCCGCAACAACUAUGCCCGCAAUCUGCUGAUGUUUGACUUUGGCAUGGACAACAAUGCUAACUUCUCGUUGGCUGUGGCUCAAAACGCCGAGGCCAUGAUCCGCCAGACCUUCAAUCUGAUUCUAGUGUCCGAGUACUUUGACCAGUCCAUGAUCCUGCUGCGGCACGCACUCUGCUGGCCGCUGGAGGCCGUUGUCUCAUUCAGCCUCAACGCUCGUCAGCAGAAGCCCAGCGACGAAGGGGGGUUGAGCGGGAGCUUUGUGAGCAAGGCAGCAGCGGCGGCUGGUAUCGUCGGUAGAGGGGUACGCCCACAAGCCAAGGUACUGACCAAUGUGACGGAUGCACAGCGGGAGAAGCUGCGGCAGUGGAACGCCGCUGACAUGUACCUAUAUAAAACCUUCAACCGGACCUUCUGGGAAGAUAUCAAGAGGUUCGGUUACGCCCAGAUGGAGCAGGAAGUAUCUCUUCUCAGGAUGCUGCGGAAAGAAAUGGCCCAGGUUUGCCUGAGGGACGGCGGGAAGCCUGUGGAGGCACGCCGGAUCCGAGACAAAAACAUCCGCCCGUUCCAAUUCGGAGUGUUGGAGAUUCUGGGAUACGAGCUUCAGCCGGGGCUGGACAACGCCACCAGGACGGCCUGUCUGCGGAUGAUCAGACCUGAGCUCCAGUACAAGGAUUUGCUGGAUGCUAAACAGUUCCCACGGGUUGCCCAGUCAGGGCCACAGAACCCGGCUCUGGUGGCAGCCGGUGCCUCUCUUGCAAGACAAGACUCUUCCAGGACAGGAGAGAGGCCGGUGGAGGGGAAUGCUGGCGGGAGGAAUGCGGAGGAGAGAGACUGGGAUGGAAGCCGCAUAAUGAGGACGAACCAGACUUUUUUACAAAAAGUAAGAUUGACAUGAGGUUUGAGGUGAGUCUCGUUCGUAAUACGGUACCUUUGGUCUCUGAACAAAUGGAAUUAUUGAAAUGAAAGCUGAGCCAAGUGUGGUUAACACAUGAGAAAACAAAAAGGAGGAACUUUUUGAACUUCCACUUUUCGGUUGUUUGCUUCUUAAACGUUCUUUGCUUUUAGUCUGUGUAAUCCUCAUGGCCCUUUACCUCUGAGAGCCUGGGAUGCUUUCAUGGCUGCAGUUACAGGUGGUAGAAUGAACUUUGUUUUUAUAUAAGCAGAAGCACUCAGAAGCUGUUGGCAGGGACUCUCUGCUUUGCUGUUUAUUAAUAGACACACAGAAGCCUGUUUCAGUCCCUGUUCAUGUUUAUACUUUUAAGAGGUACAAUUUAUUUUUUACGUUGUCCUUGGUGCACAUGCUUGAAACUUCUCAACGUAAAGGUACAAUAAGUUCCAGUUUUUGCCUCUCAUGCAGUGCCAUAACACUGAGUUACAAAGCCUAGCACCUUCCUAAAAGAUAUAUAUUUUAUUUAGUAUUUGAAUACAAAAUAAUGCAUUUACUUGGAAUAUGGGAAGAAAAAACAUCUUACAGAUGGUGGAAUGUUUUGUAUUCAGUUGGUUAGAAGAGUCGUUGCAAUUGUAACUGUUCUGUGUCUCUCUAAAGCAAUGGUAAUACACAAGAGGCUCAAAUUGGGGUAUGUAUACAACACUAACUUUUUCUUUGGGGAUAUGGUUCAGUAUUUGCUGGUACUGGUAAUGGACAAACACAAUGAUGACCUAUAAUUUAAUAUUUCUCUCUUUAAAACACUUUGUUCAGCUUCAGAGUCAGUAUCGAGCCCUGUCUAGAACCACUUACUUGAACUGCUUCUUAAAUAUCUUUUAAUAAUACAAGAGGGGAAAACGAUCCGAGGCCUCUGAUUCUAUUCUGAGGUGAUUGAUACUCUCCAACAAGCAGCGGCUGCUUAAUAUCAGCAUUUGGGCACAUUCCUUCUUUCCACUUUCCGCUAAAGUAUCCAUCUGUCUCACACAUGUACACAUCCAAAAGCAGCUGCAUGUUAAAGAUGAUUCAUUAUAUUGCUCAAUAGAGACCUCAACUCCCCCCGUAUUCCUCCCAGAUAAACUUUGAACGAGUCAGCAGGUAUUUUGGGAACUUUCUAGAUUGUUUUGUCAGACGGAACACAACAGACAACAUAAAGCAAUAUUGCAUGCUGCAGAUCUUCUGGCUCAUCCCACCUCCGGCCCUGGGACCUUCUUCAAUGCUAUUAGCUAAUCCAGCUACUUACAUUUUUUCAUGUUAACAUUUAAAUUGUUGAUCAGCAAUACAGUUUUAUUGAAACUGUCUAUUGGGUUAUCAUAGUUACACUAACUAUAUAUAAAUUAGCCUUCUGAGCUAAUAUAUUGUAUUACGUCCUUGCCACAAACCCCACCAGUAUGAGCAACACAUGGUAAACAAUACAAAGGUUAUACUUUGAUAUAACUGUAACUUCUAAUGUGAAGUUAAAGGUACAACAAGCAAAUGACUUAUGUGAUAUCCUUAUGAGUUUGCUAACGAUAGCUAAUGUUAGCUAGCUAUGCUAAUGUUUUAGCAAAAGUGCAAAUGUUUAAUAAUCAUUUUAGCUAACAUUAGCCUUAGACUGCUAACGUCAUUAUCAAUGCUAGCUAACUCAUAAUGCUAGUACAAGUUUGGCUGCCUAAGGAUACACUACCUAACUAGAAGUUACAUGUGCAGUUAAUUAAAACACUAAGGUUUAAUUGUUUAUUCAAACAAAUGAAUGCGUACUCUGGCAUAAUCAGAUUGCAGAUUCCACACAUUGUAAGCUCGACACUGUAAAAGGUCUCAGGUGGAGAAGCUGGGCCCGAGCCUGGAGCUUUGCAGCUAGACCCUUUUCAAAUAAUAUCACUAUCUCAGACAUAAGUUACAGUUUGUCCCAAUGCUCCUCCAAAUAAACACCAGUUCUGCUUUAUUUGGCUUUGAGUAAGGAGCUGGAACUCUUCAUCCUCUGUGGAAUGCAGCAUGUUUACAUUAGCACUGUGUCAAACAUGGAUCUUGUCACAUGUCCAGUAACAGCCUGGUCCUGCAUGGUACUUACAGAUAUUUGGUCAUAAUCAUGCUGCUGUAUGAACAUUCAAAUUGUACUACAUAACACAAAAACAACACAUCUCUGUCAGGGUCAAAACACCACAGACAGGGUCCACUUGAUCAUCGUACACAUACAUGACAACAGACAACCCUUCCUUUGCAUACGCUUUUAUAUGUGUCAAAGUCGCCUGACUGGUUUGAGCUCGCUGACAUCGCCUGAUUGGUUUUAGUCAGCUGUGUCUAAAGCUCCAUUGUUUCGAAAACAGCGACCCACAUGGUUGCACUAAGUGACAUGUUCCAUGAACUUGGGUACUGUAGUUCAUUCUGAGACAACUUACUAUUGGAUCUUGCAAGGAGUGUUCCAUGUUUACACUGCUGAAGGGAGUGGGCAGGCCAGGAUAGUAGAUUGCGUUAAGUGCAGUUUGAAUCAAGAACAAAUAGCGAGGUUUCUUACUGAAAUAUGUACAAAUAAAACACUGGGGAAAUGUAUUUGAUCCUGUUUAGUUUAUUGAUUCAGUUAGAUCAUCACAAAGGAGGUUCAUUCUGUGUGCUGAAGCAGUGGACAGCCAUUCUCCAGUACCUGUAUUUAUAACCCGGUUGUCAUGUGGUGCGGGGGGAAAGUAGAGCACAGACAGGGACCUGUGUGAGCACCUUGCUAGCUGCUGUGGGACUGCAGAGCAGCCUGUGUCCUGUGUUAUCACACUUCAAAGUGAGAACACUUUUUUCUGUUCUGUUUUUCUGAAGCACCAUGGUCUAAAAGUUUGUUUUAAAGCCAUGCAGUCAAGCCAUUUGAGAAUGAUAUUGAAAGAUGAGUAUUUUGUAUGAAUGAGGUUCAGGUAGGCUCCAGGUGAAUGAGGUCAUGUGUUGCGAAGCAGCCAAAAUGAGCCUUGUGGUUUUUGAUUUCAGAUCACAAUAUUCUGUAUUAUUUAUUUGAAUGUUGGCAGUUUUCAUUGUGAAUAUUAGUGUUGACGCUUAUCCUGGUACAAUGCUGCAGAUGAAAUGAUAUUUCAUUGCUGGAAUCUGAAAAUAAUGCACACCCUUCGACCAAUCAGAACUGAGUAUUCUCCAUGGCCAUAAUAUAAAUGUAGUAUCGAGAUCAUGUAUAAGAAUGUACAUAUGUAAAUGUAUAUGUGUAGAAGGAUAUCUACAAAGCCCAGAAGGGGACAUGGGGAAAAGAAAUACAUUGUAUAACAAACAACAAAUAUUAGUAUUCCAAAGCUACAACUACCCUUCAUAGGGAAACUAAAUGACAACAUACAUGACGGAAUAACACAAACGGUUUUCAGAAAAUGUUUUGUGAGAGAACACCCUGGUUUUCAUCUCUUCUUUUCCUCUACCCAUCCAUUUGUAUGUUUCCGGUUUUGAGUCUCUUUGAAACGUCCAACACUGAACUGAUUGAUGCUAACCAAAGUUCUUCCACAAUACAGUAGUUUGUAUUCUCCAUGCCGUGCACUGUGAAUAGUGUCACCUUACAGCAGCGGUCCUUCUGCGGGGAUUGGGUUUACUGCAUUGUGUUUCCUCCAGUGAAACGGAGACUGUUAAUCAGCUUACGGUCUUAAGUUAAGACACUGAGUCAAAGGGAUGAUGAAGUAUUAACUUAGAUUUAAAAGGGACAUACCUUUGUUUAUUUAGUUCCCUCCUUUCAUGCAAACAUUGACUUAUUUCACUUUAAUCUGAAACUGUAACUUCAGUUUUAUAACCCACUAUGUAUCACAGCGCUGCACGGCUAUGUCCUGCAACCCUCAAAUAUUACUAUUGUUGUUUAUUUUAAACUUAAACAUGAAUAUUUGUAACAUUUGAUCUUCAGCUUUCCUUCAGUGCCACCAUCAGGACACACUAUAUGUUCGGCUCCUCAAAGUACGGAUAUUAUUUGCACCAAAAUGCAAUUGUGAUUAUACGAACAGGCCCCAUGUGCUUGUACUAAAAUGAAGAACUUUAGAUGUUCUGGGUCACCACUUUUUAAUGAACACUAAUGCACAAAAUAGUUGAUAGAACAAAACAGAUUUGUUUCAUGCCUUAGGAUGCAGUUAUAAUAUUAUUGAUCAUGGCUCUUAAACAAUAUCCUUCUGUAUUUUUGAUUAUAUUUACCAUUUGUACAGACUGUAUUUAUUGGGGUUGGUAAGGGGCAACGAGGGGAACAGUGUAUUUGUCACAGUACGAUGGAAUUUAUUAUUGAUGAAACAUGAAUUCUGCACACGCUCAUCUUAAAUGUUCUGUCAGAGUUGAAACAUUGAUGACAAAUGCCACUCAUAAGCUAUGGCUGGCUCAUAAUUCAGCGUUACUAAGAAAACUGUAAUUAUACGGUUAAAUCAAGCUGUCUUACAAAACAUCAACGUUUAGACAUUUUGUAAUUGUAAUUAAAAACUAAAUGAGACAAUAAUAAGUCUGAUACUUGAGACAGGGACAACUAAUAAUACUGAGCAUUACUGUGAUUAUUUCGGACGUGAAUCUAUCUCAAGACAACCAGAAUAUUAAGUGUUGAUCAUAAUGCUUACAGAUGAGAGCACAGCCACUCAAUUAUCCGGUCCUUGUGAGGUAAUUACGAGGUAGAGAUGUAGUACUCUGUCUUGUAAUUAAAAGAUAAUGAAGCUGUAAUGCAAGUAAAAUGAAAACUGUGCUUGAUUUCUAUGCCUGUCUUCCCACAUGCAGCUUUGUUUUUAUUCUUCCGAUGGAGAUCUGACUAAAAUGGCUUUACUAUAAUGGUACUGUGACUUAUUUUCGCGCUAUUUACUCAGUUUUCAUUGUUGAGCAUGUUGUAGUGUGUCAGAAUUAAAGGUACAUCUUGUGUGAAACCUCUUCAAAUCUCAGCUUUGGUACACAGUGUGAUUUAUCACCUCAUUUGAACAGCUUCCAUCUCUUGUUUUCACAACUGGGUUAUUACUGACAGGAAAUCAUAAAUGGACCCGAUAUUCUCUCAAGGUGUUACAGAUUUCACUGAACUUGAAAUGCAACUUCAGAAAGCAACGGUGGUCUUUGGUUUGGAUCUUACUUGAAAAUGUUAUUUUUGGGGUGAAACUUCUACUAGAUCAAGCUCUUGUCUGUGUGCAUCCAUUGAGGUUUUUUUUCUUGUACUGAAUAAAAACAACUUUCUUUAACUCCA
Molecule: messenger RNA, 6932 nt
Organism: Eleginops maclovinus (Patagonian blennie)
Lineage: Eukaryota; Metazoa; Chordata; Actinopteri; Perciformes; Eleginopidae
Gene: gal3st4
Product: galactose-3-O-sulfotransferase 4
Exons: 4
Coding region: 260-1765 (501 amino acids)
Biological process (GO): glycolipid biosynthetic process
Cellular component (GO): membrane
Molecular function (GO): galactosylceramide sulfotransferase activity
Source: RefSeq, a predicted model, not a curated record